This is a messenger RNA of Mus musculus (house mouse), 5323 nucleotides long. It is a transcript of the gene Malt1, whose product is annotated as MALT1 paracaspase. Gene Ontology annotation, biological process: proteolysis; positive regulation of interleukin-1 beta production; protein catabolic process. The transcript has 17 exons. Gene Ontology annotation, molecular function: endopeptidase activator activity; identical protein binding; cysteine-type endopeptidase activity. NCBI's taxonomy places the organism in Eukaryota, Metazoa, Chordata, Mammalia, Rodentia, Muridae. Gene Ontology annotation, cellular component: CBM complex; protein-containing complex; nucleus. The record is from RefSeq and is marked validated. The coding region runs from base 183 to 2681 and encodes 832 amino acids.
ACAGGGGGAACCUGUUUCGCAGCCCGGGAGCAGUGCUUCUUCCUGUGAGGGCCUCGCCGUGCAGCCACUUCUCCUUCCGCUCCUGCGGCUCCCGGGACGGCGAGAGGCAAGCGGAAGGUGCGCGAACGCCGAGGCCUGAGGUGACCGGCGGGAGCUGGGCAGUCGAGGCCACCGGCGUAGCCAUGUCGCUGUGGGGGCAGCCGCUGCAGGCCUCACCUCCCCUGGCCGUGCGGCAGCCCCCUACCGCGUCCUCGGGACCUUCGACCUCCCCUCCAGCCGGCGCAACCCUCAACCGCCUGCCCGAGCCGCUGCUGCGGAGGCUCAGCGAGAGCUUGGACCGCGCUCCGGAGGGCCGGGGCUGGCGGCAGCUGGCCGAGCUGGCGGGCAGUCGGGGACGCCUCCGGCUCAGUGGCCUGGACCUGGAACAGUGUUCUCUUAAAGUAUUGGAGCCAGAGGGAAGCCCAAGUUUGUGUUUAUUGAAACUAAUGGGUGAAAAAGGAUGUACAGUCACAGAACUGAGCGACUUCCUACAGGCUUUGGAGCACACUGAGGUUCUUCCGCUUCUCAACCCCCCAGGAUUAAAGAUCACUGUAAACCCAGAAUCCAAGGCAGUGUUGGCUGGACAGUUUGUAAAACUGUGCUGCCGGGCAACUGGACAUCCUUUUGUACAAUAUCAAUGGUUCAAAAUGAAUAAAGAGAUCCCAUAUGGAAAUUCAUCAGAACUUGUUUUUAACACAGUGCAUGUAAAAGAUGCAGGCUUUUAUGUCUGCCGGGUUAACAACAGUUCCACUUUUGAAUUUAGCCAGUGGUCACAGCUGGAUGUGUGUGAUGUGGCAGAAGUAACAGACAGCUUCCAGGGAAGUAUGGAUGGCAUCUCAGAAUCCAGGUUGCAAAUCUGUGUUGAACCAAGGUCCCAAAGGCUGGUGCCAGGCAGCAUGUUGUUGUUACAGUGUGUUGCUAUUGGAAGUCCUAUGCCUCACUACCAGUGGUUUAAAGAUGAAUCACCAUUAACACAUGAGACAAAAAAGCACUACACGGUUCCAUAUGUGGAUAUAGAACAUGAAGGAACCUACUGGUGUCAUGUAUAUAAUGACCGAGACAGUCAAGAUAGCAAGAAGGCAGAAGUCACCAUAGGAAGAACAGAUGAGGCAGUGGAGUGCACUGAAGAUGAAUUAAACAAUUUGGGGCAUCCUGAUAAUAAAGAACAAACUGGCCAGCCUUUGGCAAAGGACAAAGUCGCCCUUUUGAUAGGGAAUAUGAGUUACUGGGAGCAUCCCAAGCUUAAAGCGCCUUUGGUGGAUGUGUAUGAAUUGACCAACUUACUAAGACAACUAGAUUUCAAAGUUGUCUCACUGUUGGACCUUACUGAAUAUGAGAUGUGUAACGCUGUGGAUGAAUUUUUACUACUUUUAGACAAAGGAGUAUAUGGAUUGUUAUAUUAUGCAGGGCACGGUUAUGAAAACUUUGGAAACAGUUUCAUGGUCCCUGUUGAUGCUCCAAAUCCAUAUAGGUCUGAAAAUUGCCUAUGCGUACAAAACAUACUGAAAUUAAUGCAAGAAAAGGAGACUGGCCUGAAUGUGUUCCUGUUGGAUAUGUGUCGGAAAAGAAAUGACUACGAUGAUACCAUUCCAAUCUUGGACGCACUGAAAGUCACUGCCAACAUUGUGUUUGGAUAUGCCACGUGCCAAGGAGCAGAAGCCUUUGAAAUCCAGCAUUCUGGGUUGGCAAAUGGGAUUUUUAUGAAAUUUUUAAAAGAUAGAUUAUUAGAAGACAAGAAAAUUACUGUGUUACUGGAUGAAGUUGCAGAAGAUAUGGGUAAAUGUCACCUUACCAAAGGCAGACAAGCUCUAGAGAUUCGCAGCAGCUUGUCUGAAAAGAGAGCACUUACUGAUCCAGUCCAGGGAGCACCUUGCUCUGCAGAGGCUCUGGUGCGCAAUCUACAGUGGGCCAAGGCUCAUGAACUUCCAGAAAGUAUGUGCCUUAAAUUUCAGUGUGGCGUUCACAUUCAAUUAGGAUUUGCCGCAGAGUUCUCCAAUGUCAUGAUAAUCUACACAAGUAUAGUCCACAAACCACCUGAGAUAAUAAUGUGUGACGCCUAUGUUACUGAUUUCCCUCUUGACCUAGAUAUUGAUCCAAAACAUGCAAACAAGGGGACUCCUGAAGAAACUGGCAGCUACUUAGUAUCAAAAGACCUUCCCAAGCACUGCCUCUACACUAGACUCAGCUCACUACAAAAAUUAAAGGAACAUCUGAUCUUCACAGUCUGUCUGUCCUAUCAGUAUUCAGGACUAGAAGACACUGUGGAGGAGAAGCAGGAGGUGAACGUGGGGAAGCCUCUUAUUGCCAAGCUAGACAUGCACCGAGGACUGGGCAGGAAGACUUGCUUCCAAGCUUGUCGUAUGCCUGACGAGCCGUACCACAGCUCCACAUCUACCUCAGCGGGAGCGGGGCAUUUCCAUUCCUCUCAGGACUCAUUCCAUGAUGUGUACCAUUCACAUCUUGGCAAUGCAGACAGUGGUAUGCCACCAGACAGGUGUCAUUGCAGCCGGACUCCACACACAUUCAUUUCAAAUUAUCCCCCCCACCACUACUGCCAGUUUGGUAGAAGUAAUGUGCCCGUAGAGACAACUGAUGAAAUGCCAUUCAGUUUUUCUGACAGGCUUAUGAUUUCUGAAAACUGACCUUCAUGGUUUUGAAAAUUAGAAUAGUUACAGUAAUCUCACAUAAAUUAACACAUAAAGUGAGGUGUGGUGAAAAGGCAAACAUGUAUGUAUGGAGAGAAAACUAGCAACAACUCUUUUUAUAGGAAUAUGAGAUGUUGGAAUUACGUUAUUUAAGCUGGGCAGUGAUGACACACACUUUUAAUCUCAGCACUCAGAAGGCAGAGGAAGGGGCAGAUCUCUGAGUUUGAGACCAGCUUGGUGUACAUAGUGAGUUCCAGGACAGCCAGAAAUACAGAGAGAAAUCCUGUCUAACAACAACAACAAAAAUUACAUUAUUUAUCUAAACUGUCUUUUGCUUUUGUCCUGUUGUAAGACUUUGUGAAUUAAUUUGUUCUGUAAGAAUGAUGUGUGGGGCCUGUAAAUAUUGCUCAGUGGUACAGUGCUCAGCUAAUAUGUGGAAGGUUCUGGACUUGCUCAUCAUUACUAGAGGGGAAAAUGAGUUAUUAGAGUAAAUAUGUAUGUGUAUCAGAUAUUUUCAUUUUGACCACUCAUAAGAGCAAUGAAAAUGGCAUUAUUAUAGAUUGAGUUAUGUCAUUAGCACGGAAAAAGAACCCUUUCUCUUUUUCAGAGUUAUUUUAUUUAUGUGUAUAUGUGGAGACCUGAGUGUAUAUGUGUGCUAAUGGAGACCAGAAGAGGGCAUCAGAUACUGGAACUGGAAUUACAGGCAGGUGUGAGCACUCAGUGUGAAUGCUAAAAGCUGAGCCCACUUCCUCUGCAAGUGUUCUUAACAUCUCUCAACCCCGAAAGAACCUUUCAGUCAUCGGGCUUAAUAACUUCAUUUUAUCAAUGGGAAAAACAGAGGCAAUCUGUCUUACACUGGAGCACAGCUGAAGUCUCAGCUCUGGUCUCAAAUUUCUCUUCCACUGCUUUCUACUCUUCAAGUGGUUUAGACAUCUAAAAAAGUCUUAAGAGUGUGGUGGUGCAUGCCUUUAAUCCCAGCACUCGGGAGGCCGAGGCAAAUAGGUCUCUGUGAGUUUAAGACCAUCCUUGUCUACAAAGAAAGUUCAGAAGAGCCAGGGCUACACUGAGAAACCUGUCAAAAAAAAUUCUUAGAGCUAAGGUAAUGGCUCACUUAAUAGAUUGCCUGCUGCAAAGUGUGAAGACCAGAGAUUGGAUCCCAGAACUGACCUAAAGGAUGGGGUCAUAGACAGCCGAAUCAAUGACCUCUAGGGUCAGUGAAAGACUGUCUAAUGUAGAAAGCAACUGAGGAAGACAGCCAGUGUCAACCUUCAGUGUCCUGUUGUGUGUGUGCACAUGUACUCACAUAAAAACAUACAUACAGAGAGAGGUCUUGGGGGAAUGCUAACACAGAGAAUAGGCAUUUGGACUGGGGAGGAAGAAGCUGAUGUCAGCUUACAGCUCAGGUCAUACUCCAUCACCAAGGGAAGUCACCAGCGCAGAGGCCAUGGAUGAGUGCUGCUUACUGGCUUGCUCUCCAGGGCUUGCUCAGUCUGCUUCCUUAUAGCACUUAGGACCAGCAUCCCACAGUGUGCUGGGUCCUCCCAUAUUACUCACCAAUCAAGAAAAUGCCCCACAGACCCUGCAGGCCAAUCUGAUGAAAGCAUUUUCUCAGUUGAGGUUCCUCAUCCAAAAUGACUAGUUUGUGUCAAGCUAACAGAAAAACGGCCAGUGUAUGGACGUUUCCCUUAACAUCUUUAAAGUGUGUGACUUUUCAAGUCUCUGGCUUGAGCACAAAGGUAACCUUGUCAAUACAUCCCAAAUUCUUGUCAAAUCCCAUAGCCGGAGCUUAGGUAACUGCUGUGCACAUGGACACAAGUCUAACAUGCCUAUUUUACUUCUGUGGGCGUUCUUAACAAGCAGCCUAGUGUAUUGUACAUUGUUUCCUGUUGUUUAAAACAUCUGUAGGGGGGGGAGCUAAAUAAAAUUAAUUUUAAAAGAUAUGUUACAGGGGCUGGAAAGAUGGCUCAGAGGUUAAGAGCACUGGCUGCUCUUCCAGAGGUCUUGAGUUCAAUUCCCAGCAACCACAUGGUGGCUCACAACCAUCUGUAAUGGGAUCUGAUGCCCUUUUCUGGCCUGCAGACAUAUAUGCAGUCAGGACACUGUGUAAAUAAUAAAUCUUAUUUUAAAAAAGGUUUAAAAAAAACAGAUAAGUUACAGUUGAAUUGUAUUCACUCCAGAAUUACUUUGUAAAAACAAAAAUGCAUAUUUAAUAUGACCAGUUGUUAAUGUAUAAAAUAUUCUGUGUAGCAACCCAGAGCAGCAGAACACUUUCUUUUCAUUGGGAUUAUAGUUUUCUUUGCUUAGCUGUGUUUUCCUAAUUGUAUAUACUGAACAACUGUUGUGUAACUUAAAAUACAGAUGAAUACAAUUAUUAUAAAGAUGCCCAGUUUUUGAUAACUUUCUCUUGAAGACGCAUGUUUAUCUUUCUAUAAACACACUCAAUAUAUGAGUACUAGCUGAGCAUGCAUAGUUUUAUGUCAUGAGUUCUAAAGGUGUUUGUUUCUAAUUCAUAUUACAAUGUGAGUAAACCUGAGCUGGGGAUAUAGCUCAGUCAGAGUGUGGGUGCUUGCUAGUACACCCAGAGUCUUGAGUUUGAUCCACAACAUCACCAAAACAAAAUAAAUCUGCUCUUGCCUACA